CCUGGUACGUCAGUUUCACUACCGCCAUCAGCUCGACAGACGCCAAUGCGGUUUGGUGAUGAUGACGCACACAGGAGCUCUCUCGGCUCGUCUGAUUCACAUUCGUCUGUAGCUCGAAGUGAAGAUUAUUCUCAAGAUUAUGUAGCUGAAGAAGACGAAACUGUCAUUUGCCAAUACACUUCACCAGAAUCAGUACUGCCGCCGACAGGACCUACUACAAUGCCUGUCAACUUCAAUCCUUAUCUAACAUACCGCGAGUCGAGGGAAGAUGAAGCCAUGGAGUGCGACUAA
Strongylus vulgaris is the source of this 291-nucleotide messenger RNA. The record is from the annotation of a GenBank genome assembly. Lineage: Eukaryota; Metazoa; Nematoda; Chromadorea; Rhabditida; Strongylidae.